AAACCGUUGUCGCGUCUCUGCUUGGUGGUCGCUUCUCUUCUCCUGCCGACGAAAAUGUCGAAGCGAGGACGCGGAGGUAGUGCGGGUAACAAGUUCAGGAUGUCGCUGGGUCUGCCGGUGGCGGCCACAGUUAACUGUGCGGACAACACGGGGGCCAAGAAUCUCUACAUUAUCUCGGUAAAGGGAAUAGGGUCCUCGAACAGGUUGCCCUCUGCCUGUGUUGGAGACAUGAUGAUGGCCACCGUCGAGAAGGGGAAGCCCGACCUCAGGAAGAAGGUCAUGCCUGCAGUCAUCGUCAGGCAGCGCAAGCCGUGGCGCAGAAAGGACGGCAUCUACAUGUACUUUGAAGGUCGGGAUCACUAUUGUCUUUUUGUUUAAUUGGAUUAUAUGCUUCGGUUGUCCACUUGCCUCUUAAUUGGGUUGUUGUGGUUGCAUGUACCAAUGUGCAUCUGAACUUUUAGUAAGUUUCCCUUCA
This is a messenger RNA of Eucalyptus grandis, 475 nucleotides long. RefSeq names its product 60S ribosomal protein L23. Gene Ontology annotation, cellular component: ribosome; cytosolic large ribosomal subunit. The record is from RefSeq and is a predicted model, not a curated record. Gene Ontology annotation, biological process: translation. NCBI's taxonomy places the organism in Eukaryota, Viridiplantae, Streptophyta, Magnoliopsida, Myrtales, Myrtaceae. Gene Ontology annotation, molecular function: structural constituent of ribosome; large ribosomal subunit rRNA binding.